AGUAUUUUUUUUGUGUCGCUGAAGGAGACGUUGAUGAUAACAGCGCAGCUAACCAGACAUUCUGGCUAUUAGAACGGCAAAAAGAAAGGCUCUUGUCACUCUGGGGACUCUUGGAACUUCUGUGUGUGUGUGUGUGUGUGAGUGCGUGAAAGAGAGGAAAAAGUGAGUGUGUGUUGCUGCCUAUCUCUGCACCUCCUUGGAGGAUGACCAUGGAAGAGAUGAGGAUUGAAACCGAGACAAACUCCAUGGUCUCCAUGACGCUAUACGCUGUCAUGUACCCAGUUUUUAAUGAGCUGGAGAGGAUCAACUUGUCAGCUGCCCAGACUCUGAGAGCAGCCUUUAUCAAGGCGGAGAGGGAGAACCCAGGCCUAACUCAGGACAUCAUAAUGAAAAUUCUGGAGAAGAAAAAUGUUCAGAUAAACUACACAGAGUCUCUGCUGCGCAUGGCUGCAGAUGACGUGGAAGAGUUCUUAGUGGACAGGCCAGAGCAGGAGUUCCAGGACCUAAAUGAGAAAUCCAGAGCUCUGAAACACAUCCUCAGUAAGAUACCUGACGAGAUCAACGACAGGGUACGCUUCCUACAGACAAUUAAAGACAUCGCCAGUGCUAUAAAGGAGCUCCUGGAUACAGUCAAUAACGUCUUUAAGAAAUACCACUACCAGAACCGCAGGGCUCUUGAGCACCAGAAGAAGGAGUUUGUCAAAUAUUCCAAAAGCUUCAGCGACACUCUCAAAACAUACUUCAAAGAUGGAAAGGCGAUCAACGUGUUCAUCAGUGCGAACAGACUGAUCCACCAAACCAACCUCAUUCUGCAGACCUUCAAGACCGUCAUAUAGGUACAGGUUGCCUUGGAGAGGCCAUCCAAUCUUCCAACGAAGCAACAUUAAAAAUGGCAUACGAUCGGAGAGCACCUUUUACCAGAUUUAAAUGUAAAAUAGAGGCUUGAUUUUAAUCGGACAGUUUUAAUUUAUACCCUUGAAGUGCGUUCAACAAGGCUGAUGUUAGCAGUGAAAUACMUCAGCUUUUGAACUGUUAGCUAACGUGAGUGAAUMUUUAAUGGCCAAAAUCUAGCUGAAGAACUUCAGCAUAUGUGAUAGCUACUUUUUAAUUGUUUGAAUCAGCAUUUAACGUUUAGGGACAGUCUUGUUGAUCGGGCUGUGACGAUACCAGUAUGACAAUAUUUUUUCCAUGGCAAAAAUGAAAACAUGAGGCAGGCUCAACUCUUUGGUCCUAUGAAUACUUGCUGUAUGUAAAAUAUUCUGUGCUAUAUCUUAGAAAAUAAAUGUGACAAGAUAAUGAUA
Molecule: messenger RNA, 1301 nt
Organism: Salvelinus sp. IW2-2015
Lineage: Eukaryota; Metazoa; Chordata; Actinopteri; Salmoniformes; Salmonidae
Product: programmed cell death protein 10-B
Biological process (GO): regulation of Golgi organization; positive regulation of MAP kinase activity
Cellular component (GO): FAR/SIP/STRIPAK complex
Molecular function (GO): protein kinase binding
Source: RefSeq, a predicted model, not a curated record